This is a messenger RNA of Anopheles coluzzii, 4818 nucleotides long. RefSeq lists its product as uncharacterized. Bases 1278 to 3014 code for a protein of 578 amino acids. Gene Ontology annotation, cellular component: neuron projection membrane. Gene Ontology annotation, biological process: synapse organization. The transcript is spliced from 10 exons. The record is from RefSeq and is a predicted model, not a curated record. NCBI's taxonomy places the organism in Eukaryota, Metazoa, Arthropoda, Insecta, Diptera, Culicidae.
CGACGACGACGACCACGACGACGACGAUGACGGCCAGCAGCGUAGUGCGAAGGCCAUCCUGCCUAUUGGAGAGGCUUUGACUUUUGCCGAGCUGCCGACCGUACACUGGCGAACCGGUGCCACGCCGCUUCUCAGUAGCCAACGAGAAUCGACCCGUUUCGGUACGGCUUGUUAGCAAACGCUGGUGCGUGGCCCUCCCCCUGUUCGUCAAAUUGAACGCCGGAACACUCUAUCCGGAGUGCGAUUUUUCCUUUCCGCUUGGGCUGGAAAUAUAUUGUUCGUUUACGCGUGUGACGUCUUACCUGCCACUGGAUGGAUAAUCGAAAGACGUGUGGCAAACUUUACACCACACACCGGUAGGUCUGUGCCAGCUUCAGUUUCUGCCACGAAAAAGCCGCCCGGAUCGAAGUAGGCGUGUGAGCCGUGUGCGAGGUAGUGCUUGUUUCUUGUGCGCCAGUGUGCUUAGAGACACCCGGCAGUGAGCAUCGCUAGUGGCUCGGACGAAAAGAAGACAAAAAAGGAACAAGAAAUCAUCCUUUCCAGCCGACGAAUGCUGGCUGAGAAAGAGGGAGGAGGGAAAUAAUCGAAAAGGUCACCGAAAACAACCAACCAAUAUAAAAACCAGCAACAACAAGAACAACAACAACAACAAAGACUCGUUCAACCCAACAGUGCUGACGCUACAGACUCGGCGUGUGAUGAUGCGCAGCGCGAGCCGCGACAAGAGACGCUAGAAACAAGAAACAAUCACCUUUUGCGGAACGGAACAAAAGGCACAAAAGCUUCCGACGGCAGCGGUAGCAGCAGCAGCAGCGAUUAAAGAAAGCAAAGCGAAUUUUCUACCCAUUUUCACAAUGGAUCCACCGAACUGGAUACGAGUGACUGCUUUGGGCCGUCCGAGAGCAUUGCCACGUUGCGGCUAGUCGGCCGUCCCCAUCCCACCGACCUACCGCUGUGUGCUACUGUGUCUUUCUCCCGGUUUCACCUACGCAUCGCUCUUUCUUUCUUUCCUCGUCUGGCCUGUCCCUAUCUUUCCGCUGGCCUCACACACCAACUGAGAAAAGAAAGGCCCUCCAAGGAAAAAAAACAAAGAUAACAAAUCAGUGGGGGAAGGGAAACAAAUUCAACGCAAACGCGGGUGAUACAAAACCCUUCACCAUUUGCAACACUGUGUGAAGCACACGACGACAGCAAACACUCCAGCUCCCACUAAAGGCCUAGGGCCGCAGACAGACGAUCGCCCAUCCCGACGGUCAACGCAACAGCAACUGGACCAAAUGUGUAGCAGCGGCGGCAACAGCAGAAGAAGCAGCAGCAGCAGCAGCAGCAGCAGUAGCAGUAGCAGCAACAACAUCCGCACAAACACCAGCCUGGAUCGGCGACGACGGCUAGCGCAGCUGACAAAAUGGUGCACCCUGUUCAUCAUUUUAGAGUCUACGAGCGUUGGAAACGGUUUGAUCACACCACCCAGCAGCAGCACCACGCCUGCCAGCACUGUAACCACCACCACCAGUAGCAGCAGCAGCAGUACAACCACCACCACGACCAUCAUCAACACUAGUGGCAGCAGCGCUGGCAGCAGUUGGUUCGAAAGUACGAGUCCCUCCAGUGCCGGCGGCGGUCCGUACACUUCGCCCUCAGCCACCGCGCUUCCUGCGUUCGAGGCGCUGCCCCGGUUCGAAGCCCUCGUGCAGGACAGCCCCAACAGCUCCCGGGGCAAAACGCUCCCGCUGGUGGGUUCGGGUGCGCUCAAGGUAACGCCAUCCCAGCCGACGCUCGAGGGAAGCAAACGUGGCCCGGCUGGCAGUAGUAAUAGUAACCGAGACGGCAGCAGCAGCAGCACCACCACCAGCGGCUAUGACUCGCCCGCUUCCCGAAGGACACCGCCGCUGUCGAAGGUGGUGGCGGCCACGGGUACACUGCUUUUCAGGGCUACCAAAUAUUUCCGACAAGAACUAUGUUUUUCGGUCACAGAAAAAAGUUCCUAUUUUUAUGUCCACCAGUGUACCACCAUCGCACCGGUUGGAAUGGCCGCUGCAGGCAGCAGUAGUUUUAGCAAAAUCUCUAGCGCCAAUCUAAUACUCGCCGAGAGCGGCGGUGCCGAGUCGGCCAAGAUUGGACCGGGCCAGAAGGUGCCGGUGGGAUUUUCGGGCAGCAGCAGCACCGCCAAGACUGCAGCGGCCGGAAAGUCGGCCGGUAGUAGACCACUGGCCGCGUCGGAGCAGGAGCCGAGCGGUAAUCGGCUCGAGGGUGGCGAACUGACCACCACACCCGAGGGUAACUUCAGCAAGAUGUACUUUGAAACCGAUAACCACACGACGAUCGCGUCCCAGGUCGGCUCGAUAGCGGUGCUGCCGUGCGCGGUGCGCAACAUCGGCGAAGGCGUGGUGUCAUGGAUAAGGCGGAAAGAUUAUCACCUGCUAACGAUCGGCUUCACCACCUACAGCAGUGACGAGCGGUUCAACAUUAUCCACUCGGAGGAUACCGAGGAAUGGCCACUGCAGAUCAAAUACGUCCAGCUGCGGGACGCCGGGCUGUACGAGUGUCAGGUUUCGACCCAUCCGCCGACGUCAAUCUUCGUCAAGCUGGACGUGGUUGAGGCAAAGGCAGAGAUUUUUGGACCGUCGGAAAAGUAUCUCAAACCGGGCUCGAUGCUCCGGUUAACGUGUCGCGUCGUGCAAAGCAACGAGCCACCGCUGUACAUAUUCUGGUAUCACAACAAUCGCAUGAUUAACUACGAUGCGCACCGGGGCGUGAACGUGUCAACGGAGGCGGACAAUCGGUACUCGGAGCUUGUCAUUUCACACACGAAUACACUCAACUCGGGGAACUAUUCGUGCGUUUCGAACAACGCUGUCGCUGCUUCUACGCUGGUGCAUAUUCUGAACGGUGAAAACCCGGCCGCCAUGCAGCACGGUGACCAUGGGAAUGCGGUCCUGGUGGCGUCACACAUUCAUCUGCCGCUGGCAGUUGUAACAUAUCAGGUCAUCAAUUUCGUCUUAAAUAUGCAUUGAGUUCACUGCACAAGGAGGCCAGCGAUGCCAACGACUAACGCGCCGUUGUACGUAGAACGGCGGAUGGGACGGAAGCUGCAAAACAAAAACAAAAACAAAACCAACACACACAGACAAACAGAAACAGGUAUGCUGUAGCAUAGUGGGAUACAAGCGAUAGUCAGACGAAACGUUGAACCUCGAGCAGAGAAAUCUGCUUCCUGUUCCUGUUCACCUGGCAAGCUCGAGAAUCCGGGAGGACAAACUAAUGACAAAAAACAAAAACAAAACAAAAAAAAACUAGACGAAUACAAAUCGAGCCAUGUUGAAUGUGCACAUUAAAACAGCUCCCCCCACUCACCGAACCCUGGUGGCUAAGGGGUUGCAGUUUUGUGUAAAGUAAUUACGAUCGACGUUUAGCUCACGGUCGAGUGAGCACAGCGUUACGGAGCGGAAACUCCGUACAUCCGCUGAGUGAUUAAUUAAGAACAGCCCAGCAUGGAACCACGCAUUGUACAUAUAGGUAAACGAAAUGGCAUAAAUCAAAUUUAACGUAGCGUUUGAUGUAACUUUGUAUGGUAUUUGUAAAAGCUAGUAAAUAAAAUAAAAUAAAAACUACAUCGGGGCUAAAACUGGCAGGCGUACCCGAUUGCCCGAUUCGUUUCCAACAUCAUUCCACAUUCCACAAACGAAACAGAGAUAAAUUUCGUUUUGUCAGUAACGCAAACUUGAAUUAAGUUGCUGGAUGUUCUGUUUGUGUCAUUUAAUUUCACUUCUAAAGCUCUUCAUUUAACAUUUAAAAUUAGUUUACCGAGGGUAAGCCAACAUGGAUGGAAUAUUUAAUAGAAAAUCACUCUUUCAAGUCAAGCAGAGCGGGACGGUACGCAUUUAAAACACUAAUUAGAGAGAGAGAGAGCGAGAGAGAGAGAGCAAAAACAAAACACUCCUUUUCCAUGCCGAAGGAGCAAUGCAAAUAAAGUACGAAACUCGUAACUAAAACGGUAAAGGGUGAGCUGGAACAGCGAGAUAGGUAGGGAACAAGAACGAUGAUUAAAAAAAACACAAAACCCCAACUGUAAAACCCAUUUGCCCGUCUUUGAUGAGCGUUGUUUGUGAAGAAUAAACGUUGAAAAUGAUAAACAAAAACUCUGUUAGCUAAGUGUAGAGUCGGUGCUGGUUGAACAAAGCAAAAAAAAAAAAAUGAAAAAAAACCCACAAGAAAACUAACAUUCAAAAGCAAACCAACAGAACUACUGAAAGCAUUCUUUCUAAAGUAAAACUACACUUUACAGACACACACACAAACACAAAGAACUACAACAAAACGCGUCGCCGAAGUGCAGAAGGUUGAUUCACUUGACGGUAGGAAGAUUGUAUAUAAAAAGAAAGGAAAAAGUUGAAGUAAAAAACGAUGCCCAGCAAAUAAGACAACACAACCGACAAAGAGAGAAAAAAAACGAGCAUGUCCAAAUACAAAUAACAGUUAAUGAUGCCACGAAGAGAAAGGAAAACUCUCCCUACCGUGGUAAUAAGGUAAUACCGUGGAAAUUCUCCAAACUGAAACCAACAACAACAAAAAAGACACAUGGAAUCAGUGAAAAGUAACGAAGCGGUGAGAACAAAGAACAAAAAAUAACGCAAGAACAACCCUAACCCUGUGAGCGAUGGAGGAAGAAAAAAGGGACAAAACCACCUUGCGCCAACCAAGCGCCACGGUUUGGCAAGCAGGCAAACUGUUUUCCCUCUUUUGCGGGUGCAAAUCGAAGCAUCCGUGUACCACUGUGAGAUAAAAGCGGUUUAAUAAAGGUAAAUAUAUUUGGAUUAA